AUGGAUGCAGGCAUGGUGAAGAGAAUUGUAUUCCAGCUGGUGCCUGCACAGCAGAGGGGGGACCCCUUCUUUGUGCCGGCAUUCCUCCAGACCUAUCACAGAUUCGCCACCACCCACCAGGUCCUCGACCUGCUCUUCCAAAGGGCCCUCUGCUCGCUCCUGGAAACCUGGCUGCAGCGUUAUCCUGGGCAUUUCUAUGAGGCCAAUGACCUGAGCUGCCUGAAAAAACUGGCUAGUUACGCUUGGACCCAGAUGCCAUAUAGUGACCUGGAGUUCCAAACCCUAGAGCUGCUCACGCAGCUCAUCAACGAAGAAGAAUACAAGGAGCUGGCGGCUGAGCUGGAGUCCAAGGCUGAGCCUGAGGCAGCUGCUCGUCAGCCAGAGCUGCAGGAACCAUCUCUGCCCCAGGCAGUCCAUCCUCCUGCCAUCGAAGUGCUGCAGCCCCCCAAGGGUCCUACCACAGACCCAGACUGUGAACCCAACAAGGCACAGGAACAUCCAGCACACGUCCUUUGUGUACCCAACUGGUCGACGGCCAGCCACCUGGGGAUCCUGGAGGCAGGCACGGUGCAGAAGCACAUGAACCUCCUGCUACCUGCACAGCAGGCAGGCACACAUCACAUACUUUGCCUGCUGUUCCCCAGGUGA
Molecule: messenger RNA, 648 nt
Organism: Ochotona princeps (American pika)
Lineage: Eukaryota; Metazoa; Chordata; Mammalia; Lagomorpha; Ochotonidae
Product: ral guanine nucleotide dissociation stimulator-like
Exons: 3
Coding region: 1-648 (215 amino acids)
Source: RefSeq, a predicted model, not a curated record